Molecule: messenger RNA, 951 nt
Organism: Suncus etruscus (white-toothed pygmy shrew)
Lineage: Eukaryota; Metazoa; Chordata; Mammalia; Eulipotyphla; Soricidae
Product: olfactory receptor 1440-like
Exons: 1
Coding region: 1-951 (316 amino acids)
Biological process (GO): sensory perception of smell; G protein-coupled receptor signaling pathway
Cellular component (GO): membrane
Molecular function (GO): odorant binding; olfactory receptor activity; G protein-coupled receptor activity
Source: RefSeq, a predicted model, not a curated record
AUGGUACCAGUUAGAGAAAGAAACCACACCUCUGUGACCUUCUUUAUUCUCCUGGGACUCACAGAAGACAAAAAACUGCAACACAUUCUUUUCCCUAUAUUCUUAAUAUCCUACCUGGUAACUCUUUUCUGGAACCUGGGUCUGAUCAUUUUAAUCAGGCUGGAUACCCAACUGCAAACUCCAAUGUACUUUUUUCUCAGUUCCUUGGCUUUUAUGGACAUCUGCUAUUCUACAUCUGUUAACCCAAAGAUGUUUUAUGACUUCUUCAAAGAUGAGAAAAGAAUUUCUUUUCUUGCUUGUGCCACCCAGUAUUUUGUUGGCGCUUCUCUGGCUCAAGGCGAAUGCUUCGUCUUGGCCGCUAUGGCCUAUGAUAGAUAUGUAGCUAUUGGGAAGCCAUUGCAGUACACGACCAUCAUGGCGCCUGGCCUGUGUUGGAAAAUGGUUAUAUAUGCCUAUGCAAGCGGUAUGCUUUGUAGCUUAGCUGAAACCAUUCCUACCUUUACUCUUUACUUCUGUGGACCAAAUAUCAUUCCACAUUUCAUAUGUAACAUAUCUGAAAUUGUUGCCUUGGCUUGCUCUGAUACUUUUUACAGUGAUAUGACUAUAUUUAUUGUAGCUAUUUUUGUUGGCUUUGGCUCUUUGCUUGUUAUUAUUUUAUCCUAUAUCUUUAUUGUGGUUUCUGUUAUGAAAAUGUCCUCUGGAAAAGGUGGUUCCAAGGCCUUCAAUACCUGUGCUUCCCAUCUGACAGCUGUGACACUUUACUAUGGAACAGGCCUUGCGGUAUAUUUGCACCCUUCUUCCAGUCACUCUAAGACAAUGGACAAGAUAAUGUCAUUGUUUUAUACUGUUCUCAUCCCCAUGGUAAAUCCUGCUAUCUAUAGUCUGAGGAAUAAAGAGAUCAAAGAGUCCCUCAAGAAGGUGACGAAGAGGGUUGCACAGAAACUCCACUGA